CCACCCUUCUCAAACCCCUCUCUCUCUCUCAAAACUCUCUCUCUCUCUAAAAUAACAACUCCAUCGCUCCGAUCGAAUACUAUGCAAUUCCAUCCAAAACCCUAAUCUCUCACCGAAACCCAUCUUCCUGUACCUUGUCUCAUUCCAAUCCCGGCUGUUCAUCAAUACCAAAACCCCUAAAGAUCUUGAACAUUUUUUUACUACAAAGAUACGAGGAUUCUUUGUUUUCUAGCGAUUAUUUUUGAAACAUACGUGAGAUUCUAGCUUGGUUUCUGCAGAGGAUAGUUUCUUUUUGUUUGUAUCUGUUAGUGUUUUGGAUCGGUAGAAUGAAUGAGGAUCUAGGAGCCAGUUGAUUAGAGUGUUUUCAAUGAUUUGGGUUGAUUAGGAGUUGAGGGAAUUUGAUUGGGGAUGUUGUAAUUGCUUGAGUUGAAGCUUUUGGGUUUUCUGGGUUUGGGAGAUAGUGUAGGAAUUAGUGUUAAAGAUUGAAGCUUUAUUUUGUGGAAGUUGGAAAUCGAAUUGGGUUGAUUGAGGGGCUUGUGGUUUGAGCUUGGAGCAGUGAGUUUCAGUGCACAAGGUUGAUUAGGUUGUAGUUUGUAGUUUGGGGUGUACUGCUUGGAGAAGUAGCAGGAUGAGCUUAGAGAACGAGGACCAAGAGUUGCCGGAUCAGCCUGUCGAAGCGAACCAUGAAGUUCAUAAGAAGUUGAAAAUAUCGUAUACGAGGGAGUUUCUGCUGUCGUUGAGUGGGUUGGAAUCCUGCAAGAAGUUACCAGAUGGGCUCGACCAGUCGUUCCUGAGUGAAUUCGAGGAUGCUUUCAAAGAUAGGCAAGGGACAUCUAUUGUUUUUUCAGCAAAUAGUUUCAGGCGAAAUGAUUAUGGCUCAUCUCCUCCUACUAAGGGUGAUGCUGCUGGUUAUUCGCGGCCACUUCAUGGAAGGUGGGAAAGUCGUUCUUCGGGACGCAGUGAUAAGGAUAGUGACACGCAAUCUGACAAAGACUCUGAUCCUGGAAGGCACUAUGGCAACCCGCCUCGGCGGCCCUGGCAGGUCCAUGAGCAUGACGGGCUUCUCGGAAGUGGUUCCUUUCCAAGGCCAGCAGGGUUAGCCGGAGGGAUAGCAGGAAACAAAGUUCGACCAAGUGACACCUAUCAGCUAAAUAGGACCAGUGAACCAUAUCAGCCUCCCCGCCCUUAUAAAGCAGCACCUCUCACACGAAAAGAGAUUACCGACUCACUUAAUGAUGAAACGUUUGGUUCCUCUGAGCAUACAAGUGAGGAUAGAGCAGAAGAGGAAAGGAAGAGAAGAGAUUUGUUUGAACAAAUGAGGAAAGAGCAACAUAAAGCAUUCCAAGAAAAGCAGAAGCUGAAGCCAGAGGCAAAUACAAGUGGCUUUGAUUUUUCUACUCUGUUGGAUGAUGAUUCUAAAGAGAAGAGACUUCUGCCAAGAAGCAAUGAAACAACUGAGCCUCGAGUACCACCAACGUCAAUGAAUGAUGGGGAAAAGUCUACGUUACCUUUGCAAGCUCCGUCUUCGAGACCUCUUGUGCCCCCUGGUUUCACUAGCACAAUUUUGGAAAGAAAUCUGGGAACAAAAUCCUUGAACCAUCCCCAUCAAGUGGAGGUUGGAAAUUCUGGACUUGAGGAUAACAUUCUACAUGGCAAAGGUAACCGUAUUGUAAAUGGUACUUCUGAUAAUCGAGUGGAAAAAAAACCGGUUGAGCAAAUGGUUUUAGGCAUGCAGCAUCUUGCAAGCAGAAGUACUCAUGCUUCAUUUGAUAGUAUGACCGGAAAGAGUCCAAAUUUCGUACCACCUCAAGGUGCUUAUAAUAAGAUAAUUGGCUCGGACAAUCAAAUGUAUAAUAAAGCGAAUACACCACAAGGACUAGAAGCUUCCAGAAAUAGUGAAGUGAUUGAGAUCGAUGCUGAAAAAGUGACUGGUUCUACUUCAAUACUAGAAAAACUUUUUAGCAGUGCAGUACCAUUAAAUGGUGUUGGCUCCUCUAAUAUCACUGAGCCUCAUAAUAGCAAAGUAGUCGAGGCAGUGGGCCCCCACAUUGCCAACUCUUCAAAGUUUGCUCAAUGGUUUCAUGAAGAAGACAAGAAACCUGCUGAUGAAAUCUUAUCUGGAAGGCCAAAUGACUUGCUUUCCUUGAUCGUUGGUAGUGAAAAGGCUGGACCUCAUAUUUCUGAUGGGAAGUUACAUGAUCACAGUUUUCUUAAUUUUCCUGCGCAAAACUCUGAACCUGCAGAGAGGCCGCUGACAUCAAAGAUAGUACCUCCUCCAGUUGCUGACACUCAGCGUUUGCACAAAAGUACUAAACCGGAGGCAGCAUCAGCAUUCCUUACAUGUGAAGACCUUGAGCAGUCCAUUUUGUCUGAAAUUGGUGAAAGUGGUCCAACCUUGCAUCCCCCUGUUCAAAAGUCAGUUGUACCUGAUAGAAAGGCUGUGCAGCCAAAAGCCAAAGUAGAUGAUCAUGCAUCCCUGCACCUACUCUCACUAUUACAGAAGGGAACAGGCUUAAAAGAUGUUGAGCCAUCUUCGAAUCAAGAAACAGCAUCGUCAGAACAAAUUCACAACUUCGAUGGGACGACUAUUGGCACUGCACGUCAUACUUCAAAAGAGAAAAAUGCUGAUAAUGUUUCUGAUCCAGGGAAGAGUCUGACACUUGAAACACUAUUUGGAACUGCUUUUAUGAAGGAGUUACAAUCAGUUGGAGCACCAGUUUCUAGUAAAAGAGGCCUUGUUGGGUCUGCAAGAGUAGAAGCUCCAGAGUCUCAUGGGUUGCCUUUCCCGGUUACAGAAAAUAGUUAUGUUCCUUCUGCAUUUGAUAUUGGACCGAACACAAGUACUCAUGAUAACAGUGACAUGGCAGCGAAUAGAAGGAAGCAAACCAGAUCAGAUAAGAUUGAUGAGCAGUUUGUCCGUUUUGAUAAUCCUCAAAUUGACCUAGAUUCAUUACAGGUUAGAACUGACUCGGUGUCUAAGAUAAGCAUCGAUGGGCCUGCUGAUAUUCGACUUCCUGAGGAGGAUAGCUUACUUGUAGUCAGUGAACCUCUCAAUGUCCAUAAUUUUAUGUCUACUGGGAAUCUAGUGAAAAGCAAAGAACUCUCCUCCCGGAACUCAGAAGUUGACAUUGUUGAAAAAUUGGCAGCUUUGAACUCUGCCUUCAAGGAUGAAAGGUCUAUCAUGGGGAACCAAGAAGGUCCACCUUUUCUUCGUGGGCCUUAUGAUAUGAGACAGCCUGAUAUUCCUUAUCAGAACCUUAAUGUCCAGCCUUCUUCACAAAAUAUCCAUCAUCAUCAGAUGAAUCAUAGGGGAACUUUAUUUCAUCCAUCAGAUUCUCAUCCUGGCAAUGCCAACUCUCAGAUGAAUUUUAUGACACCAGAGGGUAUGAUUCGAAACGAUCCUCCACAAAGUCAUCAGUUUCCUGGGAAUAUGCUCCGUCCACCUUUCCAUCAUGCGAACGCUGGACAAUCUGGGUUUGAUGCUCAUCAUCACCCUAUGUUGCAACAGAUGCAUACGGCAGGCAGUUUUCCUCUGCCUCACUUGCUACAAGGAUUAUCGAGUGGUCCAGCCAUGCCUCCUCAUCCUAACAGGGUCCCACCUUUGCCUGCUCAUCCUAACAGUCAGGUUUCUAGCUUUAUGGAAGAACUGAACCCAAUGGCAGGGUAUCCAUUUGGUCCUCGGCCAGUCAACUUAGGUGGUCAUGGCAUGCCAGCACCAGCUCCUGAUGUUGCUGGUGGAAGCAACCAUCCGGCGGCAUUGCAAAGGCUCCAUGAGAUGGAAUUGAGGUCAAACCCGAAACAAAUUCACCCAUUUGCUUCCGGUGGCGGGCAUAACAGUCAAGGGAUGUACGGACAUGAACUGGGCAUGGGUUUUGGGUAUAGGUAGUUACUUUGUGCUUUGUGUAUAUCAGUGUAUUGACAGUCCCUUGCUCAGAUAUGCAAUUAAACAAAUGGCAAUGCGUUUAAUGUUGCUUCUUUCAUAUUGGUUAUAUGGAGACUACUGUAAGUCAUGGAUUUUUUUGCCAUUGACCAUGUUAUUGGGUUCAUUUUGCUCUUA
Messenger RNA from Argentina anserina (silverweed cinquefoil), 4057 nucleotides. RefSeq lists its product as uncharacterized. NCBI's taxonomy places the organism in Eukaryota, Viridiplantae, Streptophyta, Magnoliopsida, Rosales, Rosaceae. The record is from RefSeq and is a predicted model, not a curated record. Bases 629 to 3886 code for a protein of 1085 amino acids. The transcript has 10 exons.